AGAAAGGAGAGAAGAGAGAAGAGAGACUAAAAUGAAAGGAAGACAGGAAGAUAAGAAAACGAAUUGGGAUGAUAAGAGUACAUGCGUAAAAGAAAAGGAGGGAAUUGACCAUAAGAGUCGCUGGAUGGACAUCGUAUUUAAAUAGAAAGGAUUCUAAGCUCAAUGUUACGCUUCAUCAUAAGAUCUUCGAUUGAUCAAGUUGAUUUAUUUACUAAAGUUUCAUCAUCCUCAUCCUCAUUCUCACCUUAACCUUCACCUUUAUUUUCAUUUUCAUUUUCAUCUUCACCUUCAUCUGAUCUUCUCUAUUCAAUCAUGUCUCAUCCCAAUAUUUUCCAUAAAAAGUUCAAUGCGAUUCCUUUUAUCCCUCAUUUAGCUAAGAAUGUGAAUCAUCAGCAUCACCAUCAAGUGAUAACUUGUGAGAUUCCAUUGGAUUUAACAUCUACUAAUUCACCAUUUACUAAUUCAUCGCCAUCAUCAACUCCACAAUCAGGCACUUCUUUCUCAUCUCCAUCAAAUUCAUCUCGAGAACCACCGACUCCCAGUCCACCGACUGAAGAAAUGGAGAUUUCUUCUGAUCCAAUUGCUCCAAUUGCUCCAUUCCAACCAAGCCAAUCGAAUGGUCGUUCCAAGGGUCGAUCUCGAUCUCGAAUCAGUUCCCAGUCCAAGACUCAAUCUCAAUCUCAAGAGUGUAAAUUUAAUGUUCAACAAGGAGAAUCAUCAUCUUCAUCCUCUUCAUCUUCAUCAUCAUCUAAUACUAAUACUCCAGACGGAAUACAACAACCAACAACACCAACAAAAGAAGGAGAAACAUCCCAAGAACAAGAUCAAUCAACAAACGAAGCGACUCAAUCGAAUGGCCGUAAAAAGAAAGGUGAACCAACACCGGCUCAUCUGAAGGACGAAAACUAUUGGAAAAGACGAGAAAAGAAUAACGAAUCGGCGAAAAAGUCUCGCGACAAAUUGAAAAAGAAACAAUUGGAAAACGAAAAGUUAAUCGGAAAACUGACCAAAGAAUUGGAAGCUCUUCAUGUGCAAAAUGCUGCGUUGACCCUCGAGAUUAAACACUUGGUCCAUUUGCUUUCGGAUCGAGAUCCUGAGCGAUACAAUUUAUAUCAAGCGAUGGAUUGUACAUUCGGUGGGAAUUUGAAUUUAUCGAAAACAAAGUGAUCGACUUUCUUUCUCUUUAUGGAAAAGAUGAUUAGAGAUAAUCAAUAGAAUAAUAUUUUCGAAUUAAUCGAGAUUAUUAAUUAUCAUCUAAUUGAAUAAAAAGAUUUUCAGCAAUAAAAAAGGAGAUUAAUUAAGAUCAUUAAGCUGAUCACUUUGAACUUAAUUCUUCUUGAAUUUAAACUUUUUGUCUCUGGCUUGUAACAAUAAACAUCUUAAGUGACCAUUUGGAGGAUUUAUUAAUAAUUUGUAUCGAAGUUUAAUCAAACAAACGGAAAAAGAAUUGAUGUAAAUUUGUCCAGUUCCAAUGGUCAGUUAAUCUAUUUUUGUAAAUCAAUCAAAACGAAUACAUGAAAUUGCAUAUGUUCAUUCCGAUGUCGAUGUCGAUGGUGGUGGUGAUGAUGGUGAUCGCCAUUGGUCAUUUUCUUUACAAAAUUAUAAUAUUUUCUGUAUUAGUCAAACAAUUGAACAAUAAAUCAUAUCAAUAACUAAAA
Panonychus citri (citrus red mite) is the source of this 1658-nucleotide messenger RNA. RefSeq names its product putative protein TPRXL. Gene Ontology annotation, cellular component: nucleus. NCBI's taxonomy places the organism in Eukaryota, Metazoa, Arthropoda, Arachnida, Trombidiformes, Tetranychidae. The record is from RefSeq and is a predicted model, not a curated record. Bases 313 to 1167 code for a protein of 284 amino acids. Gene Ontology annotation, biological process: regulation of transcription by RNA polymerase II. Gene Ontology annotation, molecular function: DNA-binding transcription factor activity, RNA polymerase II-specific; RNA polymerase II cis-regulatory region sequence-specific DNA binding. The transcript has a single exon.